AGCUCUGACUGACAACAGGGCGCAGAACAAGCGGCGGCUCUGAUUGGCGGAGCGCGCGGCGGGAGAACUGAGAGAGACCGGUGUUUAUAUUUGAGCGGCGCGCGGAGGCUGAGUCCGGUUGUGAGUCCGGUUCUGAUUCUGCUCUGUGUGAUUAUGGAUCCGGCGGAGGUUCAGACCGUGGCAGAGAGGCUGGAGCGCUCCCUCACUGUUGAUGAUGAUGAUGAGGAGAAAUGCCGCAGGUACAGGGAGGAGGGGAAAGAAGCAGCCCAGCGAGGGGAUCUGGGCCGUUCUUUGGAGCUUUUCCGUCUGGCCUAUGAACUGCGGCCCAGUGCAAAGCUAGAGAGCCGAAUCCAGCGCCUGCAGGAAGCCAUAAAAGAUGCGGAGUCACAGGAGGAAGAAGAAGAAGAUGAGGAGUUUGUAAAUGUGAACGGCAGUGGGCUGAUGCUGUUUAAGGAAUUGUAUAACAAACUCUAUGAGCAUCAAAAAGAGGGUGUGGCCUUUCUUUACAGCCUGCACCGUGACGGCCGCCGUGGUGGUAUCCUGGCGGAUGACAUGGGCCUCGGAAAAACCAUACAGGUCAUUUCCUUCCUGUCAGGAAUGUAUGAUGCUGAGCUGGCCAAUCACUCACUGCUGGUCAUGCCCACGUCCCUCAUUAAAAACUGGGUGCGUGAGUUUGCCAAAUGGACACCGGGCAUGCGAGUGAAAGAGUUCCAUGGCACCAGCAAAGUUGAGAGGAACAGGAAUCUGGAGCGCAUCCAGCGGAAAGGUGGAGUCAUCAUUACCACUUACCAGAUGCUUAUCAACAACUGGGAGCAGCUAGCAACGUACCAGCAUCAGGAAUUCCGCUGGGAUUAUGUAAUCUUGGAUGAGGCUCACAAAAUCAAAACCUCUUCGACCAAAACGGCAAAGAGCGCCCACGCCAUUCCGGCCCGGAACCGUGUGCUGUUGACUGGCACUCCUGUUCAAAACAACCUGCGGGAAAUGUGGGCACUGUUUGAUUUUGCCUGCCAGGGGGCGCUGCUGGGCACUGCUAAAACAUUUAAGACGGAAUAUGAGAACCCCAUCACUCGUGCCAGGGAGAAAGAUGCCACACCAGGAGAAAAAACCUUGGGCCUAAAAAUCUCCCAAAACCUGAUGGACCUCAUCAGACCUUAUUUUCUCCGCCGGACAAAAGCAGAGGUGCAGCAAAAGAAGCAGAACGCCAAGGGGACCAGACACGAGGAGGAGGAGAACAAAUGUCCUAAUGCAGGAGAUUCAGCAGAAAUGCCCUCACUGACUCGUAAAAAUGAUCUGAUUAUCUGGACGUACCUGAGUGAGGUGCAGGAGGACAUUUACCAACAGUUCAUUUCACUGGACCACAUUAAAGCGUUGAUGAUGACCACUCGCUCUCCACUGGCUGAAUUGACUGUGCUGAAAAAGCUGUGUGACCACCCCCGCCUGCUCUCUGCUCGAGCAGUCACUCAGCUGGGCCUGGAGCAGGGGGCCGCCACAGACCUCGCCGCUGAGGACAAUGAGAAUGAGUCUGCAGCGGGGAGCAUCGAACACGUCUCUGAUGAGACGCUGCUGGAGGAGUCUGGAAAACUGCGCUUCCUCGUGUCUCUGUUGGAGCAGCUCAAAGCGGACCAACACCGGACGCUUGUGUUCUCCCAGUCCAGAAAGAUGCUGGACAUAAUCGACCGCGUUCUGCGGAAUAGGAACUUUCGGCUGUUGCGAGUGGAUGGCACAGUGACUCAGCUGGUGGAGAGAGAGAGACGCAUCACCCUAUUCCAGACAGACAGACGUUACUCUGUCUUUCUGCUGACUACGCAGGUGGGCGGAGUCGGGAUAACUCUCACCGCGGCUAACAGGGUGGUGAUCUUUGACCCCAGCUGGAACCCAGCAACAGAUGCUCAGGCGGUGGACAGAGCGUACCGAAUCGGACAGACUGAGAAUGUUGUUAUCUACCGACUCAUCACCUGUGGCACUGUGGAGGAGAAAAUAUACCGCAGACAGGUGUUCAAAGACUCUCUGAUCCGACAGACGACAGGCGAUAAGAAGAAUCCAUUCCGCUACUUUAGUAAGCAGGAGCUAAAGGAACUGUUUACUCUGGAGGACACUCGCUCGUCCAGCACUCAGCUACAGCUACAGGCUCUUCACUCUCAGCACCGCCGCUCUGACGCCAGACUGGACUCACACAUCGCUGAGCUGCAUCGCAUGGAAAUGUUCGGGAUCUCUGACCACGACCUUAUGUUCUCCAAAGAGGACGCGGCGGAAGAGGACGAUCCUCAGGACGCGGAAGCGGACCUCUACAUUCAGAACCGGGUGCAGAAGGCGCAGGAGCUCGUACAGGCUGAGUCUGAACUGCAUGGCCAGCUGAUGGAAAGCGUGGCUAACAGCACUGAACCGGCCUGGCUUAGACUCGCAAAGCAGCGGGAGGUGGAGGAGCAUGGCAGCAAAGAGCGGGGGAAACGUACGCCCAUGCAGAGCCCCCCUGCUGUGGUGGACCUAACCCAGUCCGGCUCUGAGGAACUUCAUGACCUUUCUUACGCCGACGAGGUGGAGAUCAUUAGUGAAGAUGGUGAAGUAGAAGUUAAGAGUGAGCGUUUGAUGUCUGAUGAAGUGAUUGACUUGUCUGAUCAAGUCAGUGUUAAUGCUGCAUCUGCUGAAAGCUUAGUGAUUUCUUCUGCCGAGGACCACCCCCAGCACUCAGAGGGCGAGGACCACGACAACCGCACAAAGGAUGACCACCACAAUCGCACCAAGGACAACCUUGCUGAGGAUGACCACCACAAUCGCACCAAGGACGACCACAACCUCGCUGAGGACGACCACCGAAACCUCGCUGAGGACGACCACCGAAACCUCGCUGAGGACGACCACCAAAACCUCGCUGAGGAUGACCACCACAAUCGCACCAGGGACGACCACAACCUCGCUGAGGAUGAGCACCACAACCUCGCUGAGGAUGAGCACCACAACCUCGCUGAGGAUGAGCACCACAAUCGCACCGAGGAUGAGCACCACAAUCGCACCAAGGACGACCACAACCUCGCUGAGGACGACCACCGAAACCUCGCUGAGGACGACCACCGAAACCUCGCUGAGGACGACCACCACAACCUCGCUGAGGAUGACCACCACAAUCGCACCAGGGACGACCACAACCUCGCUGAGGAUGAGCACCACAACCUCGCUGAGGAUGAGCACCACAAUCGCACCAAGGACAACCACAACCACGCUGAGGAUGACCGCGACAACCAUGCUGAGGAUGACCACAAUGAUCACACCAAGGACUACUACCAUCACACUGAAGAUGACCGCCACAGCCACACCGAAGACCACCACCAUGCCGAGGACAACCACCAUGCCCAGGACCAUCACACUGAGGUCCUCAAUACUGAUCACAAUAUGUCUCAAGGCACACAGGAAAUGUCACUUCAGGAAGAGAAUAAUUUCAGCCCUGUGAUGAAGGAGGAUCAGGUAAACAUGCAGCUUUUCUCUGUGCACGCCAGCCCUCCUGACCAAUCAGAUCCAUCACAAUCACUGCUGGAACCCGAGCUGAACGCAUCUAACCACUCCGUGCAGAUGGACUCGUUCCAAGGAAAAUUCAACUUAGAGUUGGAGGAUAGUGCAGACAUGUUCUCCUCUGAGGAGAAAGAGCAGGAGGAGGAGGAGAUGGAGGAGGAGGAGGGUGUAGAGAUGGAGCCAUCUUCUGAGGAGGGGAACUUCCAGCUGCAAAUGGAACUCAGCGGCGAGGCCAGUGCUUUUGACUUCCCUGUGAUCGAGCGUUCUGCCCUCUCCACUCCUGCAAACGACUCUGUCAACGUGGUCAGAAAGAAGAAAAAAGCCCAGAUGAUCUGUGACAGUGAGGAAGAGGAGGAGGAAGAGGAGGAGGAGAAGGAGGAGAAGGAAGAAGAGCAGGAGGAGAAGCCGUUGUUAGGAAGCAGUCCCUUGACUCGCAGCUUCAAAAACCUCGGCUCUUCCACACCCAAAACCACACUGAACGGUAGCGCCCCUCGCAGGCAGAGCAUGAACACCUCGGUAGCCUCCCGCCGCUCGUUCGUGGAGUCAUUUCUGGAGGAUCUGGAGGAGGAUGAGGAUGAUGAUGCUGUUGAUGCAGAGCUCAGCCAAGCUUCUGAAAGCAGCAGAACAUCUUACACUGAAUCUGUGGAAGAGGAGGAGCCUAGCGGAGAAACGUUGGAUUCUGAGAACACACGCGGUAGCGAGGGAGUGAGCAGGUAUGAGAGCUGCGCGGAAGAAGAGAGUGUGCUUGAGGAGUCUACUGGUGAUGUAGAGUUAUCCUCAGGUGAAGCUCUGGAACAGUAUGCUCCAAAAAGUGUUUCCAAAGCAGUUGCCAUUGGUGCAGAGGUCACCAAUAAUACAAGCCCACUUACGUUUGAGGCUCUGGUGCAUUCUGGGAAAUCUUGUCUUGCUGAGGGGAAAAAGCAAGAAGCUCUGGACUUGUUCCUGAAAGCAAUAGACAUCAACAGCGGAGACGGUGAAAUCCAGCUGCUCAUUAUUCAGCUCUACAGGCAGCUUAGCCAGCAGUGAUAAAUUAUAUAUGCAUGCUUGUAUACUCCAUACUUUAAAUGCAGAUUUUUUUUUCUAAGAAUUGAAUUUCAAUAUAAUUGUGUAAGAUUUAGUGUAACUGUAAUAAAAGUAAAUGAGAUUAGUUAAAACAGCUAUGGCUUCAAAAAAUGCAAUAUGUUUGCACAGAGAAACAUUGUUGAACUGAACCUAAUGAAAGACUGGUGUGUAAAACAGGAGAGAAAGGGAGCAGAAAUAAACUAGUAGGAAAUGAAUAGAUGAGAGAUGAUUUGGUUAAUUUACUAUUUUCAGUGUGUUUUUCAUCUCCAUAACAAUUCUGUUUCUCCUAACAAUUCUGUGUCUGAUGAAGCUGAGGAGCAAAUGAGCUAAAUUUAAACUUUAAUCAAAUUUAAACAAUUAUAGAACCCCAUUUUAUUGCAGAAAGGGGGUUAACGAUCAUAUAGAACUAUUUAACCAGAAAAAGAAACGGUUAUUUGAGUUUGUCCUGGUUUCAUAGUUGUAAAGUUAAAAUGUGUUCAUCCUUGUUCAAAUCCAUGUCUAAGCAUUUAGACACAGUUCUAAUUUAUUAAAUUAAAUAACAUCGUGGGAGAGACAGAAAUGAGAGCAGAAAAUGUGUCAUAAUCUUAACACAUAUUAAAUUCAGUAAAUAAAUCAUUAUUGUGUAUAAAAAUGUGCAAAUCUGUUUCUUUGUGGAAAAUAUGACAGUGCUGUCAGACCUGGUAGAGGUCUAUACAGAUUAUAGUGACAUUUUUAUUUUAUUUUAUCAUGUACUGUAGAUGGUGGGUUAUCCAAUGUCUUUGCAGUUUACCAUUAAAGAACAUGAUUCAAUUUUUUUAGAUUGGCAGAUUGGUGAGCCUUUAGUGCCCACCUUUAGUUUGAUUAAAUUUGCACUUUGGAAGUGUUAAAUUCAUAAUUUCAUAAUAUAUUGCUACAUUUGCUUUAUACAACAUUCUAAAAUCACUUGAUUGAUACACAAUUGUGUUCUACAUCCAUGUGGAAUUUAGUACAGGACCAAUGUAAAAUAUAUAUAUAUAAUAAAAUUCGUAAGUAGUAGUUAAUAGGGCUUCAACUAUAAGUCGAUAUAAUCGACAAUGUCGAUUAUUUAAAUUUGUCGACAACGAAUUUCAUUGUCGACUAAUAGUUCAUUUGUAACAGUACUGUAUUACAAGUUUUGGAGACCGAACUACAUUAGGAGAUUGGUAAAUGUCUCACUCUCACAGUUUACUCUCAACUUAAUGUGUCUCCAAAAGUGCCCAAACACUACAGAUUACAUAUUUACUCACUAAAUAUCAAACAUCCUGACAUUGAAAUGGUUUUUAAAGCUCAUGUUCAGCUGUUUCUAUCGUUUUUAGAGAUGCAGGACAUGGCAGAAAUAAUUGCUGACUAAUCGACUAAUCAAGAAAAUAAUCAUCAGAUUAGUCGACUACCAAAAUAAUCAUUAGGUGCAGCCCUAGUAGUUAAGAAAGGUAUUAGUAAUUGUGGGAGAUGUGUCUCAGUAGUAAUGUCCAGUUAUUGUCUCAGUAUAAUAUAAUGAACCUAAAGAGGGUAUCCCUCAUCCGAGGGAACCCUUUGUAGCACCUUCUUUAAGAGUGUUUAAGUUUUCUGCAUUUUUUAAACAUUCAAACUGUCCCACCUACAGUCAACAAAGCUUUACUGUGCAGUUACCCAUAAUCCUUCUUCAAAACAAUUUAAUAAAGAAGCUUUUUUCUGAG
This is a messenger RNA of Astyanax mexicanus (Mexican tetra), 6239 nucleotides long. Its product is annotated as excision repair cross-complementation group 6-like. The transcript is spliced from 4 exons. The coding region runs from base 154 to 4530 and encodes 1458 amino acids. Lineage: Eukaryota; Metazoa; Chordata; Actinopteri; Characiformes; Acestrorhamphidae. The record is from RefSeq and is a predicted model, not a curated record. Gene Ontology annotation, molecular function: DNA translocase activity; ATP-dependent chromatin remodeler activity; ATP binding.